AUGUCAUUACUUAUCAUAGCACAACAGUUGAUGAUUUAUGGUGGGAUAUUUGAGGGUGUUGUUGGUUUAAUUGGCAAUGGAAUUAACAUAUUAGUAUUUUCAAGUGUUCAACAAUAUCGUAGAACUCCGACAGGAUUUUAUUUUCUGAUUGCAUCGGUGUUUAAUAUAAGUUAUCUUAUAAUCAAUCUACCAUUUCGUAUUCUUAUAGCAGGUUUUGGAAAUGAUAUAACAACUACCUCACUUUUGUACUGCAAAAUUCGUCCAUUCUUUUUAACAACUCUUUGUUUAAUCAGUUUAAAUUGUUCAUGUUUAGCAACAAUCGAUCAAUUUUUUACAACAUCACAAAAUGCUUGGAUUCGUAAUUUAAGUAGUAUCAAAUGGUCACAUCGAAUAAUUGUAUUUGUAAUAUUAAUAUGGUGUUUACAUGGAAUUCCGUUUUUAAUAUAUUUCAAUAUAUCGCCAAUAACACAUUUAUGUAUUAGUACUAGCACUCAUUUGGCUAUUUAUUUUCCAGCCAUAUAUAUUCUUACUCUUAAUUGUGUUAUUCCAGCUGCAAUAAUGAUAUUAUUUGGCUAUCUUGCUUAUAAUAAUAUUCAGAAGACAAGAGUGCUUGUCCAACAUCAAGUUGAUCGACAAUUAACCAGAAUGGUUUUAAUCAACGUACUACUUGUUAUUACUAGUUAUGUACCAUAUGGAAUUGAUAAUAGUUAUCUUCUGAUUACAUCCGAUUUUAUCAAAGAUAAAAAUAGAUUACUUCUUGAAAAUUUAUUUGGAGUAAUAGUAAGCCUGCUUUGCUAUUCUUACUUUGCGGCAAGUUGUUAUAUGUUUUUAAUUUCAUCAAGUCGUUUUCGUCGAGAAGUCAAAGAAAAACUGUUUUUUUGGCGAACACAGAAUUUAAUAGCUCCACUUGAAUCAUCGCAGCCUAAAACAAAAUCUUUCCACACAGAACCAAAAAAAUAA
Adineta steineri is the source of this 960-nucleotide messenger RNA. The record is from the annotation of a GenBank genome assembly. NCBI's taxonomy places the organism in Eukaryota, Metazoa, Rotifera, Eurotatoria, Adinetida, Adinetidae.